AUGGAGGCCAGCAUCGAACAAGCAGUCAAUCCUAUUCACACCAAAGCGCUGUCUUCCGGGGCAUCCAACUCCUCAAAACUCCCAAGGACAUUCAUUCAGGGAGUUCACGUAGACAGCUACAUGCUUCGCAAAUUCUGUUAUUCUGAUCGUGGUAUUCCUCCGUUUUACGGAAAUGCGGAACCGAAAAUCGAACUACAGACUAAACAGUUGAUUUAUAAAAGGUCGAAUCCGCGGGAAGAGCCGGAAAGUGCCGGGUUGCAUCGACCUGAUGAAAUGAAGUCACGUCUGUCACAGCAUUUUGCGGAAUUGGCCGACGACAAUUACUCUAGCGUAUAUUAUCUGGAAUUGGACCCUUUUAUCAAUGUUCUGAAGCACGACAGUUAUUCUGGCAUAUAUUGG
Messenger RNA from Opisthorchis viverrini, 399 nucleotides. RefSeq lists its product as hypothetical. The record is from RefSeq and is a predicted model, not a curated record. Lineage: Eukaryota; Metazoa; Platyhelminthes; Trematoda; Opisthorchiida; Opisthorchiidae. The annotation marks the transcript as partial. The transcript has 2 exons.